AUGGCCAGUUUUGACGUUAAAUUAAUCCCAGAGUUCGAUGGGUCAGACGGAGCGUGCGUUCUCGAGUGGAUAGAGAAGAUCGAGAUGGUGUGCACGCUCUCCCAGCGCGCAGGAGAAACGGAGACGAGACAAGAGGUCGUCAUUCCGCUGAGACUGAAGGGAGGCGCGCUGUCUGUGUAUCGCCAACUGCCAGAGGAAGACAGGAAGGACCCACAAAAGAUCAAAAACGCUCUUAAAAGGGCUUUCGCGCUUGACAAAUUUACGGCCUACGAGCGAUUCAUGGACAGGAGGCUCCGUGGCGGAGAAUCAGUGGACGUUUACGUGGCUGAACUUCAGCAGCUCGCGGCCCUUUUUGGGGGAAUGAGCGAGGAAGGCUUGUCCUGCGCCUUUGUGGCUGGCCUCCCGAUCGCCGUGAAACAGGUCCUGAAAGCUGGAGCCAGGGUCGACUCGCUGUCUCUCGGCGAGCUCGCAGACCGGGCUCGUGCAGUGCUCCGUGAAGAAUCUGAGGCGGCGGCCAUGUUGGCCGGCACACGUCGGAUGCAGGUGGCGCCGCCCGGCGGCCGCGGCGUCAGGCGGCGGGGGCCGUGCUUCUCCUGCGGUGAAAUCGGCCACGUCGCACGGGAUUGCCCCCGAUCCGAACACCUCGGGAAGAGUCAGCAACAGCCAGCACCGGGACGUGGCGGUCGGCCGGCCCCUGCACGCGAGGGUGGACUCCCCGCCCUGCAAUGCUACGGCUGUGGAGUGGAGCUGGAGAUCGGAGGGUCGCGGUGUCGACGUGUGGCACUGAUCGACUCUGGGUGCACUCGGACCCUAGUGCACGAGUCGGUGUGCCACCAGUGGCGGAGGAGCGCGGCAGAGGUGAUCACAGUGAACGGCCAGCGGCUGCAGUGCGAGGGCGCCGCUGAAGUUCGGCUCGCGGUGCCGGGCUGCCGCGCAGUGGAGGUGAGCGCCCUUGUUAUAAGGGAAAGGCCCCUCGGGUUUGCGGUGAUCGUGGGAAUGGACGCUAUCCGGUCGCUGGGGGGAGUGACCGUGCGCUCGCCCUCUGACGUGCAGUUCGGAUGCGAGUUAUUCGGCUCGAGCGUGAGUGAUGUGCAGUUCGGACGUCGGUCGGUGGCGUGUGCUGCCACAGGCGAGGAGACGGGAUUGAGAAUCGAGAAGGAAGACUUUGUGGUGACGUUCGACCCGACCCGGCGGCGGUGGGUGAUGUCGUGGAAGUGGGCUGGCGGCAGAGCGCCGGGUAAGCUGGGCGGCGCGGUGGACGAGUAUCCGGUGCCGGAGGAGGCACGCGCCGAGUACGAAGCUGAGCUGGAGAACUGGAUCAGAGACGGCUGGCUAAGUGAAUAUGACGAGGAAGAGCUGGGUCCGGCCAUGGGCUCGAUACCGCUGAUGGCGGUCAUGCAGCGGACAAAAGUGAGGCCUGUGAUGGACUUUCGAUCUCUGAACAAGCACGUGCCAGCCUUCACUGGUGACGCGGAUGUUUGUGCAGAGCGGCUACGCCGGUGGCGCCAGAUGGGAGCGUCCGUGGCGCUCCUGGACCUGAAAAAGGCUUUCCUUCAAGUUCACGUCGAGAAGGCCCUCUGGCCAUACCAGACUGUCUGGUUCAGGGGCAGGAGAUACGCGCUGACCAGGAUGGGGUUCGGCAUCAGCGUCGCCUCGUCGGUGAUGCAGGCGGUGCUGGACCUGACCGUGGCUCAGGACCCGCGGGUUGCGGCGGCCGUCUCCACCUACGUGGACGACAUCCUGGUAAACGAGGACAAACUGCCUGCCACCCAGGUCGCCGAACACCUCCAAAUCUACGGGCUGGAGAGCAAAGCUCCACAGCGAGCGAGCGACGGCACCCGCAUCCUCGGGCUGAGAGUCUGGGGAGAGCCCGAUGGAGAUUUGCGGUGGGGCCGAGACAACGAUGUCAAGAACGUGCCGAAGCCGCUGACGAAGCGCAAGGUGUUUUCCAUCUGCGGGCAGCUGACAAGCCAUUACCCGGUGUGUGGCUGGCUCCGCCCGGCCGCGUCAUUCGUCAAACGACUGGCGAAUGAAACGGCGAGCCGCUGGGAUGACCCCAUUGAAGGGGGUCUCGUGCCGCAGCUGGUUGAGGAGCUGGUGGCCAGCGUGAACGCCGCCGACCCAGCCAGGGGGCGCUGGAACGUGAGCGGCGACACAAUGACAAUAUACACCGACGCGAGCUCACUGGCACUCGGUGUGACUGUCGAGGUGGACGGUGAGACGGUGGAAGACGCCAGCUGGCUGCGCCGGGCAGACGACGCGGCUCACAUUAAUCUCGCCGAACUGGACGCGGUUCUAAAGGGCGUCAACUUGGCCCUUCAGUGGCGAGUCACUGAUAUGGACAUGGUCACAGACUCGCGCACAGUGUGGCAGUGGGUGUCAGACGCGCUCAGUGGCAGGGCGCGUCUCAGGUCCAAGGCGGCGUCAGAAAUGCUCAUCAGAAGACGGCUAUCAACUCUCAAAGCCUUGAAGGAUGAGUACGGCCUGAGCAUUCGCAUCAGGUGUGUGCCCUCAGCAGCCAACAAAGCCGACGCACUGACCCGGGUGCCUGGGAAGUGGCUGCGCGAGCGAGACGCUGCAGGGUCGCUCCCCGAUGUGACCGUGGCGCGCAGUAUCGCAGCCGCCGUGUCGGCGGACCCGGCCACCGGCGGCCGGCGACAGCUGGCCGGCAGCGCGGCAGACAGAAAUCUUCCCGGCUCUGCCAGCGCCGUGUCGGAGGUCCAAGGCUACAUGCGAGCAGCGCUGGUGCUCAAGGGCACGGCUCUGCAGGCUCGCAACAGAUCGCCGAGGCCGACCUGA
This is a messenger RNA of Amphibalanus amphitrite, 2799 nucleotides long. RefSeq lists its product as uncharacterized. Bases 1 to 2799 code for a protein of 932 amino acids. Gene Ontology annotation, molecular function: nucleic acid binding; zinc ion binding. The transcript has 3 exons. NCBI's taxonomy places the organism in Eukaryota, Metazoa, Arthropoda, Thecostraca, Balanomorpha, Balanidae. The record is from RefSeq and is a predicted model, not a curated record.